AUGGAAGAAGAAAAGUACCAAAUUAGUAUAAAUUGUAAGGGUAGGGAUUAUUUGGUAGUGGUAGACGAUUUAGAAACUGCUACUCAACUUGUAAACGGUAUGUACAAGUAUUAUGUAAAAAAACCAACUGAACGAGACAUAGAGACAACAAAAGUUUUGUUAACAUUAAGGCAAAGAGACUUUAGACUUUUUGAUGACAAGAAAACAUCCAAGAGAAAAUUAUGGAAUGAAAUAGCAGAUACUCUUAAACAGUAUGGUUUUAACGUAGGUCCGAAUAGAGGGGAAAGACGCAGGCAGAAAUUUUCUAACCUCAUAAAAUCUUACAUAAGUUAUGUAAAAAAUCAAACGGUAACAGGUGCUGAAAGAAAUGAUAAUAUACCGCCUUUCUAUGAGGAAUUACAUUCCAUUUUAGGGUCUAAAAAAAAGUAAACACUAAAAAAUCUCCAAGAUUCUUUAAGCAAUGAUGACAGUGAAUCAAACAGGGAUCAGCAAAAUGACCAAAAAGAAGAAACUGAAGAAAAUAAUAGUGCAAAUGUUGAAGAAAGACCAUCACUUCUCAAAUAGAUAAGUCACAUUCUCAAGAUUCACAAAACAGGUUUAAAAAGGUACACCUCAGACAAAAACUGAUUCAUUAUUAAACCAAUUUCAAGAAGACAGGCAAUUACAAGAGAAACAAUUUAAUUUUUUCAAAAACAAGCAGAAAAAGCUGAUCAGCACAGAGGAAGGUUUCUAAGAAUUUUAGAGAGUGCUUACGUUAUAAAAAGAAAAAAUGAUUUGGAGAGUGAAUCCGACUAGGUAUCUACCUACUAUGAAAUAGGAAUUAGCAG
Psylliodes chrysocephalus is the source of this 827-nucleotide messenger RNA. The record is from the annotation of a GenBank genome assembly. Lineage: Eukaryota; Metazoa; Arthropoda; Insecta; Coleoptera; Chrysomelidae.